Paramisgurnus dabryanus is the source of this 3234-nucleotide messenger RNA. Its product is annotated as NACHT, LRR and PYD domains-containing protein 12-like. NCBI's taxonomy places the organism in Eukaryota, Metazoa, Chordata, Actinopteri, Cypriniformes, Cobitidae. Gene Ontology annotation, molecular function: protein binding. The record is from RefSeq and is a predicted model, not a curated record.
CACAGAGAAAGAUCUACAAACACAGUCAUUAUUAAAGAAGUGGGUCAGUGUUGAAAGAUGGAGUCUGUUUCAGAGCUCAAGAACACACUAGAAGAACUGGAUGGACCUGGUCUGAAACACUUUCAAUGGCACCUGAGGAAUAAUUAUGGUAUUUCAGCUUGUAAACUGGAGAAUGCAGAUGUCUUAGAUACAGUAGAUAAGAUGAAAGAACAGUAUGGAGCAGAAAAGGCUGUGAAGGUCACAAUGGAGAUCCUGAGGAAGAUGAAGCAGAACGAGUUGGCCGAACAGCUAGAAAAUAAACACAAGGAAGUUACAGUUGACAGAAAAGCUAAUGAUAGUGAUUACAGCGAGCUCAGCAACAGACUGAAGGAGUCCUUAAAACGGCACUAUGAGCAAAUAUUGGAUGGUAAUUCACAGACUGGCCAUCUAAAACGACUGGAUGAUAUUUACACUGAUCUCUUCAUAGUAAAGAAUGAGACUGGAGGAGCAGUGAGUGAGCAUGAAGUAAGAAAGAUUGAAUUAAAUCUCAACCGAACUCCUGCUGAGGACACACCCAUCAAAUGCAAUGACUUAUUUAAAGUCCAGUGUGAUGGACAAAACCGAAAAGUGCUGACGAUGGGCAUCGCAGGUGUGGGAAAAACUGUCUCUGUCAAAAAAUUCAUCCUUGACUGGGCUGAAGGAAAAGAAAAUCAGGAAAUUAUCUUUGUUUUUCCUCUUCCCUUCUGUGAUCUGAAUUUGAUUGAACAGGAUUACAGUCUAAUGGAUCUGAUUCACGAAUACUUUGACUGUGUUAAACAACUCCCAUCAUUACCUGAAGGUGAAGGAAAGAUCAUGUUAAUCUUUGAUGGCCUGGAUGAGUGUCGAUUCCCAUUAAGAUUUAAGAAGAGUAAGAUAUUGACAGAUGUUCAUGAAAAAACAACAGUGGGUGACAUCAUUGCAAACUUGAUCAAGAGAAAUCUGCUUCCUUCUGCUCUCAUCUGGAUCACCUCCAGACCAGCAGCAGCCCAUCAAAUCCCUCGAGAAUACAUUGAUCAGAUGACAGAGGUCCGAGGAUUCAACGAUGAGCAAAAGGAAAAAUACUUCACCAAAAACAGCAAUCCUGAUGUGGCAAAGAAAAUCAUUUCACACAUGAAGAAAUCCAGGAGUCUUUACAUCAUGUGUCACAUUCCUGUCUUCUGCUGGAUCUCUCUCUGUGUUUUUCAGCCUAUGCUGACUCAAGAGGAUCAUGAAAAAAUUCCCACAACCCUCACAGGGAUGUACAUUUACUUCUUAAUUAGUCAAAUAAAACAGAUGACAGAAAAAUACAGUGAUGAUCUUAAAUCUAUUGAAGAUGUUGUUCUGAAACUUGGUGAACUGGCUUUUAAACAGCUUCAGAAAGAAAACCUGAUUUUCAACAAAAAAGAUCUUGAAGAAUGUGGUCUGGUUGUCAGUGAAGGUCUGGUUUACUCUGGCUUAUGCACUCAAAUAUUUCAGACAGAAAAGCAAGUUUCUGGGAUAAAUGUCUACAGUUUUGUACAUCUCAGUGUUCAGGAAUUUCUUGCUGCUCUCUAUGUGCUUAUCAUAUACAAAGAUGUAAAAACAAAUCCUUUCCCUCUCACGCGGGGUGAAAAACUGAAAUGGAAAUUAAAAAAUUCACUUCUUGACCUUCAUAAGACUGCAAUUAAAAAUGCUCUUCAGAGCAAGAACGGACACCUGGACCUUCUCCUUCGGUUCCUCAUGGGUCUUUCAUUGAAGUCCAAUCAGAAUGAGUUGAAGGAAUUUCUGCCCAAACUGAAGAUCACAGAUGAAAAUAUGAGAGAGUCUGCUGAUUAUAUCAAAAUGAACAUUAAGAAAACAAAAUCAGCAGAGAAGAGCAUCAAUCUCUUUUACUGUUUGAAUGAACUAAAAGAUAAUUCACUGAUCACAGAAAUCCAGGCGUAUCUGAAUUCAGGAAAUCUUUCGUCUCAAAAGCUCUCAUCUGUUCAGUGGUCAGCACUAGCAUUUGUGCUGCUGAUGUCAGAAGAAACUCAAGAGACGUUUGAGCUGUGGAAAUACAGAAGCUCUAAUGCAGCUAUGAUUCGACUUCUGCCAGUGAUCAAAAACACCAAAAGAGCUGAUUUAUCUAUGUGUGGGGUGACAGAUGAAGGUUUUUGUAAUCUGGCUUCAGCUCUGAGAUCAAACCCUUCAUCACACUUAAGAGAGCUGAACCUGAGACACAAUAAUCCAGGAGUCUCAGGAGUGAAGCAGAUCUCUGAUCUACUGAAAGAUCCACACUGCACACUGGAGACACUCAAUUUAUCUGGGUGUAAGGUGACAGCUGCAGGUUUUUGUGAUCUGGCUUCAGCUCUGAGAUCAAACCCUUCAUCACACUUAAGAGAGCUGAACCUGGGCUACAAUAAUCCAGAAGUCUCAGGAGUGAAGCAGAUCUCUGAUCUACUGAAAGAUCCACACUGCACACUGGAGACACUCGAUUUAUAUGACUGUAAGGUGACAGCUGCAGGUUUUUGUGAUCUGGCUUCAGCUCUGAGAUCAAACCCUUCAUCACACUUAAGAGACCUGAACCUGGGCAACAAUAAUCCAGAAGUCUCAGGAGUGAAGCAGAUCUCUGAUCUACUGAAAGAUCCACACUGCACACUGGAGACACUCAAUUUAUCUUGCUGUGAGGUGACAGAUGAAGGUUUUUGUGAUCUGGCUUCAGCUCUGAGAUCAAACCCUUCAUCACACUUAAGAGACCUGAACCUGGGCUACAAUAAUCCAGAAGUCUCAGGAGUGAAGCAGAUCUCUGAUCUACUGAAAGAUCCACACUGCACACUGGAGACACUCAAUUUAUCUUGCUGUGAGGUGACAGAUGAAGGUUUUUGUAAUCUGGCUUCAGCUCUGAGAUCAAACCCUUCAUCACACUUAAGAGAGCUGAACCUGAGACACAAUAAUCCAGGAGUCUCAGGAGUGAAGCAGAUCUCUGAUCUACUGAAAGAUCCACACUGCACACUGGAGACACUCAAGUAUAAGUGUUUGUGUGUUGAUGAUCAUCUUAACUUCACUCUUCAUCUCUGUGUUUGUAGUUUAUCUAUGUGUGGGGUGACAGAUGAAGGUUUUUGUGAUCUGGCUUCAGCUCUGAGAUCAAACCCUUCAUCACACUUAAGAGAGCUGAACCUGAGCCACAAUGAUCCAGGAGCCUCAGGAAUGAAGCAGAUCUUUGAUCUACUGAAAGAUCCACACUGCACACUGGAGACACUCAAGUAUGUCAGACAUUAA